CCGGCGUCCAAGGCAUCCCUGCAUAUCCCUGCAUUACACUACUCGCGCGUUCCUCGCUCGUUCUCUCCCUAUUAAACCCUCUGUGUUCCCCCGUCUCCCCGUCUACCCCCCUCCCAUCUCGCCAUCAUGACAGUCUACCAAGCCACAGUCUCCGCACCCGUCAACAUCGCCUGCAUCAAGUACUGGGGCAAGCGGGACACAAAGCUCAUUCUCCCGACCAACUCAUCUCUUUCCGUCACCUUGGAUCAAGAUCAUCUCAGAUCCACCACCACUUCCCGUGCCGACCCUUCCUUUGACAAGGACAGGCUCUGGCUCAAUGGAAACGAGGAAGAAAUCAAGGACGGUGGUCGCCUCGCAACCUGCAUCACUGAGCUCAAGCGCCUCCGCCGUGAGCUCGAGAAGGACCCAAAACAACCCAAGCUCUCUACUUUCCCCGUCCACAUCUGCUCCCGUAACAAUUUCCCCACCGCCGCCGGCCUCGCCUCCUCCGCCUCGGGCUUCGCCGCCCUCGUCUCCUCCCUCGCCGCCCUCUACGAGCUCCCCGCGUCUCCCUCUGAGCUCUCCCUCAUCGCGCGCCAAGGCUCCGGCUCGGCCUGCCGCUCCCUCUUUGGCGGCUUCGUCGCCUGGGAGCAGGGCACGUCCCCCGACGGCCUCGACUCUUUCGCGGUCGAGGUCGCCCCGCGCGAGCACUGGCCCGACAUCCACGCCCUCAUCUGCGUCGUCUCAGACGACAAGAAAGACACCUCAUCGACGUCCGGCAUGCAGCGCACCGUCGCCACCUCGCCACUCCUCCAGCACCGCAUCGCGCACGUCGUCCCCGCGCGCAUGGCGGCCAUCUCCGAGGCGAUCCGCGCGCGCGACUUUGACGCGUUCGCGCGUAUCACGAUGCAGGACUCGAACCAGUUCCACGCCGUCGCGCUCGACACGGAUCCGCCGAUCUUCUACAUGAACGAUGUCAGCCGCGCGAUCAUCGCGCUCGUGACCGAGUACAACCGCGUCGCCGUCGCGCAGGGCGGGAAGCUCAAGGCGGCGUACACGUACGACGCGGGUCCGAACGCGGUCAUCUACGCGCCGAAGGAGAACAUCAAGGAGAUCGUCGAGCUCAUCGUGCGCUACUUCCCACAGGCGGAGCCGUUCAAGGACUCGUUCGGGCUGUUUGGCGUGGCGGGAGUCGGGGAGGGCAAGGUGGUCGACGGGUUCAACGCCGCGGUAGCAAAGAAGCACGCGGUGGGCGCGGUGAAGGGGCUGAUUCACACCAGGGUCGGCGAUGGGCCGAGGAAGCUGGGGCAGGAGGAGGCGCUGCUGGGCGCUGAGGGUCUGCCUAAAUUUGUGGCCUGAAUAGGAGGGUGCGCGGGAGAAACAAAUGGUGUACCACUAAUUAUUAGACUAGAAUUGCUUUGCUCUGGGUUCACACGUCUAC
This is a messenger RNA of Heterobasidion irregulare TC 32-1, 1420 nucleotides long. RefSeq lists its product as uncharacterized. Gene Ontology annotation, cellular component: cytosol. Gene Ontology annotation, molecular function: diphosphomevalonate decarboxylase activity; ATP binding. Bases 127 to 1338 code for a protein of 403 amino acids. The transcript is spliced from 3 exons. NCBI's taxonomy places the organism in Eukaryota, Fungi, Basidiomycota, Agaricomycetes, Russulales, Bondarzewiaceae. Gene Ontology annotation, biological process: isopentenyl diphosphate biosynthetic process, mevalonate pathway; isoprenoid biosynthetic process. The record is from RefSeq and is a predicted model, not a curated record.